Molecule: messenger RNA, 1534 nt
Organism: Halichondria panicea
Lineage: Eukaryota; Metazoa; Porifera; Demospongiae; Suberitida; Halichondriidae
Product: protein Aster-A-like
Exons: 7
Coding region: 136-1278 (380 amino acids)
Biological process (GO): intracellular sterol transport
Cellular component (GO): endoplasmic reticulum-plasma membrane contact site; plasma membrane; endoplasmic reticulum membrane
Molecular function (GO): sterol binding; sterol transfer activity
Source: RefSeq, a predicted model, not a curated record
UAGCAAUAGAAAAUAAACACACGAGGUUGUAAUUGUAUAAAUGAAAGACAACAACUCCCUGAGGUUGACAACACCACAAGCAAGUGUAAUGUCAAGAGAGAAACGAAGUUCAUUUCUCUAGACUGCAGCUGUAAGAUGGACUCGUCACCCAGUCGUGAUAUGGUCAGCCACUCACAAGUGUCAGAGUGUCAACUGUCUCCUGAGCUCACCUCCAGUGAGUUACAUCGCUCUAUGGAUACUUUAAAGUUGGCCAGAGCUGAGAUAGAAGUUAGAAAAUGCCUGGGGGACAAUUGCAAGGAAGAAACCAUCCUCAAAAGUUACUCUUGCGCUUGGCAGAAGGAGCUUUUGGUACAGGGUAGAAUGUACUUGACUCCCAACUGGUUCUGUUUUUACUCCAACAUUCUAGGAUGGGAGACAAAGACCUCAAUCAAGUUCAGUGAUGUGACUUCUAUCAGCAAACAGAGGACAGCACUCGUGUUCCCAAGUGCCAUACUCAUUGAAGUGGGCUCCAAGAAGUAUGGAUUUGCAUCUGUGAUCCAUCGAGACAAAGUGUUUCACGUGUUGGUCACCAUCUGGAGGAAUGCCCUCUCUCCAGAGCCGUUCAUAGAGUCUGUUUUACUUACGGCAGUCAAUAACUGGAAACAGUCGAGCAAAGAGCUACCCAGUAGUAUACGUUCAAACUCACUCACAGCCGAAAGCUCAGACACGGACCAUCACACACCUCACAGCCAUCACACCCUCACUACAUCCACACAAGAAGAAGACAGCCUGGAAUCUGAUUCGCUGACCGAGUUGCUCGGUGACCAUACAGACGGUGACUACCCUACAGGAAGCUCGUCCAGUAAUAGUGACAAUACGACUACCAGCUCUCAACACUCUGCCACAAGUGGAGUAUCGACUGGUGACUCUAGUACUAGGAGCAUGGACCCCGUUGACAGUGUUGAUACUACAGAUACCACCUCCUCAGCCCAAUCUAAUACUCAACAAAAAAUGAACAAUGAUAGUGGACUACAGUGGUUCAAACAUGACCUGACAAUUGCUGGAUUCCACAAGACUUUUGGACAGCUACCGUUCAUCAAUAAUUGCACAACAACUCUGCUCAUCAACAUGCUCCUCGUUGUAUUCAUUAUUCUCCUGCUGGUCUCCACUCUGACGAUGCUAUGUCGGCUAUCUCAAGUGGAACCUUCAUUACAUCCAUAUCUCAUUCUGCAACCAUGGUGUAGACUGUGCAGUCAAACAAUUGAAACCUUCUCCCCACUACCACACAUACACCACUGAAUGAUGAUCACUACCAAACAGCUUUAUCAAACCACAAAUUAUUAUUGUGUUUUGUUCGUUCAUUCGUCUGUGUCUGUUUACUAGGUAUAAUUUUUUUGUAUCACUAUCUCGCCCCCCACCCAUCCAUCCAUCCAUCUUAUAGGCAUUGUACAUUGUGUAGUCUUUCAAUAUGACUCUAAAAUUUCAUUUUUGUUUUUUUGUACUGAUGAUCUACACCCAAAAAAGUUGGAUGAAGAAACAUUAUUCACACCUGAAA